Fusarium falciforme is the source of this 5277-nucleotide messenger RNA. RefSeq lists its product as hypothetical. The transcript is spliced from 3 exons. NCBI's taxonomy places the organism in Eukaryota, Fungi, Ascomycota, Sordariomycetes, Hypocreales, Nectriaceae. The coding region runs from base 1 to 5277 and encodes 1758 amino acids. The record is from RefSeq and is a predicted model, not a curated record.
AUGGACUACUCAAGACUGCGGGCCGCCGCUAUGCGGGAUGGAGAGGACGAAGAAGCCGUUACUGUCGAUACCCGAGCCCUGAUCGACAAGGUUCUUGCGAGAUACUCUGGAGAAUGGACGACAUUGCGAGAACUGAUCCAGAACGCCGCCGAUGCCCAAGCAAAGACCGUGAGCGUCAAGUGGGAGACGCUUCCUUCGACAUCAGUACCUCUACCCAGCACCUCGAACCGAUCCGACCUCCUGAAGCACGUCCUAUCAAACCAUACCCUCCGUCGACUCGUUGUGCAGAAUGAUGGCCAACCUUUUACCAAGACCGACUGGGGAAGACUAAAGCGAAUCGCCGAAGGAAAUCCAGACGAGACAAAGAUUGGUGCUUUCGGUGUCGGUUUCUACAGUGUCUUUGCGGACUGCGAGGAGCCAUUCGUCAGCUCCGGCAGCGAGGCUAUGGCAUUCUACUGGAAGGGGAAUGCUCUAUUCACGAAAAAGUCUCAGCUACCAGCAGAUCAAUCAACCCAUCAUACUACCUUUGUCCUGGACUAUCGAAAUACCACGACACCUCUACCGAAUCUACUCUCCGUCAGUCAGUUUCUGGCGACGAGUUUGACCUUUGUAGCACUGGAGCAGAUCGAGUUCUGGAUCGAUGACUACCAGAUCAUGGCCCUCAAGAAGAAGUCAUCCCCAAGCGUGGAACUGCCCCUACCCCGAGACCUCGAAGCAAGGACAAAAGAUGGUCUUAUGAAGGUUGUAAGCGUGGAUAGAACCAGCACGCAGAUUGAUGCGUCAUACAUGGCUGCUAUCGGCUGGAAACCACAGGCUGCGGCGACCACUACGAAAUCUACAGAUUCCUACGGCGCCGCAGAAGCGCCCUCGUUGAGAUCCUUCUUUGCAAGACUCACGUCAACUGCGUCACAAGCCGGGCUUAGGUCCAAGGCGCAGAAUGAGGAGAAUGCAGCACAAGCAACAAUCUCUGAAGAUGUGACCAAGCUUUCGACGUCGACCAUCUUCCUCCGGGCGACAUCUGCAAACAUCCGGACAAAUGUCCAGGCUUCCUUUGCAUCGGAACUAGAGCGAGCUACAAAGAAGCCCCCGCCAAAAACUACAAAGAUUGGCAUUCUGACUUCGUCUUAUGAUGAAGCUCAAGCUUCUCAAGAUGCUGCGUCUUCUGGGGCACUUGGAAAAGCUACAGAUGUCUUUGCAUCUGUACUUCCAAGCAAAAAGCCAGGUGGACGUAUCUUUAUCGGCUUUCCCACCAUGCAAACCACCGGAGCCGGACUGCACAUUUCAGCUCCGUCGGUUAUUCCAACUGUAGAGAGAGAGGCUAUCGAUUUAAACGCUCGAUGGGUGAGGACGUGGAACGUCGAGAUCCUUCGAGCUGCAGGAAUCAUCACCCGACUGGCAUUUGCCAACGAGAUGAGUGAUCUUCGCAGUCGAAUCAAGCAGGCCAUGGACAAGGAGACCAAGUUCUCUCCAGCUGUCAUUGCCAAAUUCAUGCCCGAGGCGCUCCAUGUUCUCAAGACAUUCACAUUCGGUGACUCAACACCCAGCGGACAGGUCGGCCAAAUCAUCGAGGAGGCGUUCUGGAUCUGCUUUAGAAAGGCUUCGAUCGAGACCUACUCAAGUCGGGGUGUUCUGCAGACCGCAGAUGUUCGCAUUGCCUCGGAAGAAAUGAGCAAAUUCGUCGACAGCAUUCCAGUGAUCCCUAAGGAGAUGGUGGAUGUUCCUUUUGUCAAGAAACUCAUCGACUUUGGUCUCAUUUCGCACAUCACUGUUACCGACGUGAAGAAGGAGUUGGAGACCAAAGCCAUGAACAAAGUCCAACUGAUAAACUUCAUCAGCUGGGCUGGAAAGAAGAGCUUCAGUGGUGAACUCGAUCCUGGUAGCCGAGAUGCCCUCCUGGAAGUCGCCGUGGGUACAAUGAGUGAUGAUGGCGAGCAGGGCGAGAUCAUCGCCCUGGGAAGCAUCAAAAACCAUCUCAUUGCCAACAGGAUUCCCACAAGUUUGCCCAUUCCACCGACCACCAUCCCUCACGCACUCACAGCCAACUCUAGUUCUUCAGAGUUGCAAGCUCUCGGAUGGGAACCGUUAGAGAUUCUACCUUGGCUGAGAUUCCUUCUAGAGACUGGUGCUGCCAGGUCUGAAGACGAGAGUCUAACGAAAUCGCCCAAGUUCGCUGUUCAGGUCUUGACUGUGCUUGCCAAGAACUUUGAGAACUCAACUGCGACUGCAAGGACUACUAUUGUCUCACUGCUUCAAGCCAACACGGUGGUGCCCACCAAACAAGGCAUGAGGAAGCCCACAGAGUCCUUCUUCCCCUCUGUCAAGCUUUUCGAUGACCUCCCCAUCAUCCAGGGCUGUGAGAAAAUCAAGGAGAAAUUCUUGGUGGUGAUUGGUGUCCGAAAGACUGUCGAUCUCGAGACCAUUUUCACGAGACUGCUCAACGCUUCGAACGAGACAGGAGAGCAGAAAUGGAGUCAUGUUGAGCUCAUCAAGUAUUUGGCUUCAGUUCGGGAUGAUAUCCCAGCUCAGGACUUGAUUAAGCUGCGACAAACGCGCUUUUGCCCAGCUGAGGCUGGGCCAAAGGGUAUGGAGCCUACCAAGGGGUCAGAGACACGAUACAAAGUGUCGGAACUCUUUGAGCCCAAGGACUCGCUACGUGCUUUGCAGUUACCUAUCCUACAGUGGCCUGGUCCUCCUGGGAGCUAUCGUCCAAGCAGCCAGGAGGCCAGGUUCCUCAACUCUCUUGGACUGCGACCUCAUCCUUCAGUCCCCGAACUUGUUGAGAUGAUGGCGGGCAAGGAUGAGGCGUUGCGAGUUUCUGCUAUGACCUACUUCCUUGCCAAUCAUCAAAUCAAUGGAUACGCAUCUUUCCACCUUGGCGACAGCACGAAGGCGAUCAUGCCUCUAGAAGGCAGCACCCGUCUUGUCCCGCCUUCACAGUGCUUUUACAACCCGCGAGCGUCAAUACUUGGGUUCAACGUUCUAAGGAAAGACCUGCACGACCACGCCAUCAAAUUCGGUGUGGCCAGGGAUCCGCCCAUGGUAGAGUGCACGAAUCGCCUGUUGGCCUCGCCUCCUGAGGAUCACAAGAAGGCUGUUGUUCUCUUCAGCUACUUUGCAUCUCGAAUCACGGAGCUGGGUGAAAACAACAUAGCCAAGUUGCGAAAUGCUCCUAUUGUUCCGAUCGCUCGGACCUCGCGGUCAAAUGAGAAAUCAGUCUCCAAGAUCGCCCACGUCAGUCCCUCCCGCGUCUAUCUAGGGACCUCGUCCACGUACGGCGACAUCUUUGACUUUGUCAAUUUUAGCCCCGAGGCGAAUGCGUUCUUGUUCCAGUGCGGUGCCAAGAGUGAGCCUACCAAGCUGGAGGUUGCACAUAUGGCGUGCACAGAACCAGCUCGCCUCCUCGGUGUUCUCCAGAGCUCAGAGAAGUACCUUGAUCUUCUCAAGUCUCUAGCAGAUGCAUCACCGAUGCUUCAGCGCGAUAGAGAGCUUUGGAGAAAGAUGCGGGCAGCUCCUUUCCUUCUUGCGUAUAAGGAGCUGGCAGCCCCCAAGGGCAAGUCGGACGAUUUGGAGGAUGAAGAUGAGCCCAUCAGGCAGUACCAGCUUGCUUCUGCUAGCCAGAUUGUGAUUCUCGACGAUAUUAUCAGCUAUCGACUCUUCAAGGACAGGCUCAUCUGUGCACCGGAAGAGGACGCCCUCGAAGUCUUCUAUCUUUCUCUUGGAGCUCAAAAGCUGAGUAGCAUCGUUCAGGAGGAUAUUAAAAUUGGCCCACACAGCGACAGGCAAAAGACGGCUAUGAGCCUCCGUAAGCAUGUCAUUGAGAGAUCCAAGAUCUUCCUCUUUGAGUACGCAAACUACCGACGCGACAUCAUCAAACAUGACGCAAAGUGGCUAGAUAAGAAUCUCACCGUAGAGAUUGUUCGCUCAGUUGCACUGAGAAGGACCCUCAAGGGCCACACUCAAACUCACACGGAAAAGCGCUCAGCUGCGAGCAACAGAACCAGUAAUGGCUGGGUUCUGUAUGUGGCUGACGAGGCGAAGCCAGAUAUGUAUCAGGUUGGACAGGCUAUCUGUCAGAUGCUCCUGAACCGACCGAAUCAGCAAGCAUACCUCUUCUUUGAGCCGUUCCUUACUCUGGAUCUCUAUGGUCUGAGAGCUCGUGGAUACAAUGUCGACCGAAUCCUACGAGCCAAGGCUGCCGAGGCGAGAAUUGCCGAGGAAGAAAGGCGAAAGGCACUUGAAGAGGAGCAACGCCAAAUCCAGGAGAGAGAACAACAGUGGAGCUCUAAGGGAGCAGAGGCGACAGCGGCUGCGGCUGCGCGCGAGGCUACGAGGGUGCCGGAGCCCCUUGGCCCAACGAUGCCAGGUUCCUGGGAUCAGCCAGAGGACACGAAGCCUUCUCAGAACCAGCAAGCGAGAAAGGGUAGAGGACUAUUCUCCAACCUGACUCGUCGACUGGGCUUCGAUACUACUGAGCAGAAUGAAGAGGGCUCACAUCAGCAGUUGGACAAGUUCUUGGACAAGCCCAAGGAAGGCGAGUCUUCUGGCAGCGGCGCGGCUGAUACAGGCAAGCGGCCCCAGGACGAGGGGAGAGUGACAAGCCCUGCUGUUGUGCAACAGAAUCUGCUCAAUGCCGUCAAGUCCACCCGAGCGUACGGAUCUAAUAGUGUCUUCUCGGAGCCUCAGGUCAACCAAGUCAAGGAGCAGGCGACGUACUGCGACAAGACGCCUGCGCAGAACAUCACGUUCAUAGCCGAGACCGCCAGCGGCAUGAAGGUCUUUAUGUCCAGGGAUCUCAAAGAACCCAGCGAGUUCCUGGCGAAGCACAUCCAGAACGUCAACAUCUUCUCCAGCCUCCUGACCGAGGUCGGCAACGUCUACUCGCUAUCGCCUAAGGUUCUGCAUAUAUUCUACGACGAGAAGGGUGGCACGAUCGCCUUCAACUCGGGAGGCAGCAUCUUUUGCAACUUUAGAUUCUUCCUACAGCUGCACGCCGCGCAGAUCGAGACCAAGACUGGACAGGCCAAGGCCGAGGUUGCGACGUGGUGGUGGGUGGUUUUGGCUCACGAGCUGGCGCACAAUCUUGUGACGGUUCACAACGCAGAACACAGCUACUACACUGAAUCCUUUAUUCAGCAGUAUAUCCCCAAGAUGAUUGCCAAGACGGCGCAGUGGACGACCAACGCUGGAGUAGAGCCGUCUCGACGGUAUUUAGAGAACUCGACACCCUCUGCAGCACCGCCACCCUACCCAGGAGCAGAGAGGAGUUUGCUAGACUGA